AUGCCUCCACCGAAAGCAAAGGGCGGCAAGAUGCUGUCGCUCGUCUUGUGGCGGAUACGUGUGACACUCAACGAUAACAGGCAACUGGUGGGCCAAAUGCUCGCGUUUGACCGUCAUAUGAACCUUGUGCUCGCGGACUGUGAAGAAUUCCGGCGCGUCAAGCAGAAAAAGAAGAGCGCAGAUGACGAAGCCGUUCCGUCACAAGAGUUGAAGAGGUCACUUGGACUCGUUAUUCUACGUGGAGAAAUGAUCGUGAGCCUAUCCGUCGAAGGUCCGCCUCCACAGGUCGACGAAGAUAAAAAGACUGGAGCGCUUUUGCCCGGUCCUGGUCGCGGUGGACCUGCUGGUCGAGGAAUGGGUAUGAUGCCUCCAAUUGGUGGAUUACCUCCGGGUAUGGGUAGGGGUAUGCCCUUUGGACCUCCAGGAAUGCCUGGUCUUCCAGGAGCGCCACCCCCAGGUUUCCGACCUCCUGGCGCUAUGGGCUUCCCUCCUGGCAUGCCACCACCUGGCUUCCCUCAAUGA
This is a messenger RNA of Serendipita indica DSM 11827, 522 nucleotides long. The record is from the annotation of a GenBank genome assembly. NCBI's taxonomy places the organism in Eukaryota, Fungi, Basidiomycota, Agaricomycetes, Sebacinales, Serendipitaceae.